Molecule: messenger RNA, 1431 nt
Organism: Aspergillus steynii IBT 23096
Lineage: Eukaryota; Fungi; Ascomycota; Eurotiomycetes; Eurotiales; Aspergillaceae
Product: putative vitamin H transporter
Exons: 5
Coding region: 1-1431 (476 amino acids)
Biological process (GO): transmembrane transport
Cellular component (GO): membrane
Molecular function (GO): transmembrane transporter activity
Source: RefSeq, a predicted model, not a curated record
AUGGGCGAGACUAUCGGGGAGAAGACGGCCGUGGCGGAGGUCAGCCCAGCCUCUCAGGAUGAUGCCCACGCAAAAUGCAGUUUCCUUGCCAGCUUCUCUCGUGAAGAGGAGCAACGGAUCAUGAGUAAAGUGAACCGGCGAUUUUGUCUGCUAAUUGGAGUGAUGUAUCUGAUCAAAUCGAUGGACAUGAGCAAUGCUGCGAGUGUCAAGGUUCUUCAGGUUGGGCAACCAUCAAACAUCCUCAAUGAGCUCAACAUGACCGCCGAUCAGUUCAAUUGGGUCCAGUCGAUUUACUAUAUAAGCUAUAUCAUUUUCGAAGUGCCCAGCAAUCUGCUUCUGAAAAAGAUGACGCCAAAGCUGUGGCAAACUCGCAUCUUCCUUACGUGGGGUGCUGUCCUGGCCUGUCACGCUGCCGUACGUAAUCGACAAGGUCUUAUAGGGGUGCGAUUUAUUCUGGCGAUGUUGGAAACCGGCUUCUUUCCGGGGAUUCUGACGCAACUCAACUCAUGGUAUCGGACGGACGAGGUGGCCAAGCCAAUAGCAUGGCUACUGUCCAUCCACCAAGGGUCAUCCAUCGUAGGGUCGUUACUUUGCUACGCGAUCAGUUACAUGAACGGCAUGCGAGGAAUGAGCGCAUGGAGAUGGGUGUUUCUUCUCGAGGGCCUGUUGACGGUUCUCUUUUCCGGCAUCAUUUACCUCGUCCUGCCUGAUUAUCCCAAAUCGCCGUCGAGUAACAAAUGGCUUACCAGGCGUGAGCAAGAAUUCAUCGAAGCGCGCCUCAGUAGCGAUGCACCAAAGACCAAUGACUCUGCCUUCGACAGGGAUGAAAUUUUUGCGACUCUCAAGUCUCCCACCCAAUGGUCAUUCACCUUGUCGCAGUUAUUGGUCAAUAUUGCUUCAUACGCGCUGAUGUGGUAUCUUCCCACAAUCACCACCAGCCUAGGCUUUACCUCUCUUCCGUCGAAUCAACUGUUGAAUAUCCCCCCUGCGGCAAUCGGGGCGAUCGGGAUAAUCAUUGCUGCUUGGAUCAACAACGCCGGAAUGAUCGUCGGGUUUAUCCUCUUCUUCACUGUCUCGUCCCCGGGCGCCCUCUAUGCCGCAUGCAUGAUCGGCUCGUUCUUCACGUCCACAUACUACAUCCUGUUUCUCGCGUGGCGAUCGGCGACCAUGAAAGGUUCUACCGGCACGGCAUUUGCAUGGGGUCUCCAGAAUUGUCUGGGCCAAGUGGGCGGAGUGAUUGGGCCUCAGCUAUUUCAGUCCAAAUGGGCGUACAACCGAUACAAGAACAGCUUCGCGAUAGCUGUAGCUUCUGUUAUCGCGGCAAUUUUUGCGAACUUAUGGUCUUGGUGGUUGACCAACAACUCCGAGAAGAACAUUCUCCAGGAGGCUCGGGCAAGACGAGGCGAAAAGAGAGCCGACAAUGAGGUUUAG